AUGGUUCUCCGUGGAUAUAUCCUCGAGUUAACAGCCAAGAUAUCAGUUCUGGUUCUUUUCAUACUGUUAAAUAUGAUAUUCGCUAUCGCAAACCCCAAUGACAACCAAAUCCACAAAGAAGUGGCAUUUUACAGAAUACGAAGCACAUCACUAGUGGGCAACAUUACCUUUAUCAAGCCCGUGAAGCGUGAAAUGGACUGUGCUCUCAAGUGUCUACGAAACUAUCCACAAAGUUGCCUGUCAUUCAACUUUGGAAGAGAUUCGAUCCAUAAGACGUUUACCUGCGAACUCAGUAAUUCUGAAAGGAUCUUGGAGCCAAAUAGGAUGCAAAGCAGAACAGGGUUUGAUUAUCUUGGAGUGGAAAAGGGGGUAAGUAAAUUCAUAUAUUUUUUUUUUUUGAUUAAGAGAAUUUCGAAGAUGGAACUAUCCAGUUUGCCAAGGCUCAUCUAUAAUAUUUAAACUUCGCGCACAAACGUUCACUUGGUGCAGGGGAUCAGGUCAAUUUUAUCUUGACAGAACAAACGUCCUCCGAAACUCCAGGCGAUAAACAAUGAGCGGUCCUAAUAGGCAAAAUACAUUUCUAUUCAAAGUAUCUGUCCAAGUUCUUCCCAUGCUUGACAUUCCCAUGCAGAAAUGGAGGAUCGUGCGAGAAUGGUCCGGAGCUAACGAUGUUUUCGUGCAGCUGUCCCCUGGAGAUUAAAGUGCUUCCUUAUAUUGACAACAAAUGUAACGUUGGUAAGUACGAUGUUAAUAACAAUAAUAAUAAUAAUAAUAAUAAUAAUAAUAAUGAUAAUAAUAGUGAUAAUAAUAAUACUACUACUACUAAUAAUAAUAGUAAUGAUCACAAUGAUGAUAAUAAAGAUAACAACAAUUAUAUUAACUAACCACUUCCCUAGUGGGGCUUUACAGGGCCAAUACAAACAAAUUAAAAUAAACAUUUGUGAAAAAAAGUAGUAUUUACAAAAUCCCAUGUGGCCGGAAACAGACCAGUUAGCUACGUGCAAUGCACAGCCAAGAGAUUGAACUCGGGAGAGCAGAAAACAUAUCCAGAGAGGAGCAGGGUGGAGCUUGAACCCCGGACCACCAGAUUACAAGCCCAGUGAACUAUCCACUCCGCCACCCAACUCACUGCAACUGAUAUAAAUGGGUCUGCAAUGCCUACGUUUGUCUGGUGAAAAAUUAAAUGAAUAUUUUAUUAAAUGACUACGUGCUUACAGCUGUGCUGCGUUUUAGUAUAUUCGGAAAAAAUAUAAUGAAUAGAUAUAAAUGAAAAUAGCAAUAUUGAUAUCAGCGCUAUAUAAGUAAUAUUAGAUUAUUAUAUUAUAAAUGGAUGUAGGAGCGUACCAAAAUAGUUUUCAAGGAAUUUGUUUGAUAAUCUAGUUAACAAUAGACUAUGAGUUUCGAAGCAAAUUCAUGCACGGGAGGGUUUCUCAACUACUAGUAUUCGGAAGCAAAACUAAAACAAAUUAUGACUUCCGAAUAACAAAAUUUUGCAAAUAUUUAAGCAAUUGCAAAUAUAAUUUUAAUAUGAAAUCCGUUUUUGGAAAUUUUGGAACAAAUUAAACGCUCGGCUUUUAACACGAGGAUUUCCGACUUAUCACGGCAGAUCUUGCGAAAAAAUAUCGACGUGGCUACGCCACGUCACUGGCUUCGCAUUCUUCUGACAUUAAUAUCACGUGAUGAUCGCUUUCUUCAUGUACUACAGUAACCUUCACAGAAACCGUAACAGCAUUGCGUCAUUUCUUGUCCUAUAUGUAGCACUUACGCAAUCUCUUACCGCUCCUUCUAGUUGCUUCGCACUUGACACAAAUAAUUCUGUUUAUUCUAUUUAAUAUUUUCUACCUCGUGGAGAAAAUUAUCUAGCCCGAACAAAGCAAAGCAACAAAGCCACCUCCAGACUUCCAGUCUGAACCAUCAGACAAAUUUUAGGUAAUAUUUCUCUGCCCACUGAUGAGUCCCUCCGUUGACAUUCUGACAACAAAGGUAACUUGCAACGAUUUAUCAAGUAUUUGACACUUUAUUCUUUGCCCUUUUAUCUCAAAACAGUCUCGCUAAGCGGUUUCUAUCAAAGGAUGAGUAAUUCAUCCGUAUUUGACAAGCCUACUCAAGGUUUUUGGGGUUGCCUUCCUAUUUGUUCAGUUUUUAUCCCUAAAUUUGUUAUGGCUUCAAGACUAUGAUUACUUUUAAUCUGAUUUUAUAACUUUUUUUACGCUGAAACACCAUGACAAUUAAAAUGAACAUAUGUGCAAAUUCAAUUUAGUGAAAAGCAUAGCGUGCUGUGUCAUUACACUCGUGCCCGUCCGUUCACCUUCGUCUACGUUUUCCUUUGGAGGGUCACAUAUUACAAUAACACUAGCGCAACUUCUACACUGGAAAAUGCAACACAGCGGCGAGGCGGCCAUGGAUGAUAAGACGUUGACUAGACGUUGUUUGUUGUUGCAUUAUUUUUCUUUUUUCCAAACCUUACUUAUUUAUUUACUUAUUAUUUUAGUUUGUUGUUGUUGUUUUUUUUUUAUUUGUUGACAAUUUGUUUGUUUUGCUCGGCUUUUGUUUAGUUAUUUGUCUCUUUUCCAGAUACCAAUAAUAUGACGAUUUACUAUAAACCUGAGGCUAAAGGCGUCUUCCAUGCAGCGGUGACAAGCAAAAGAUAUCAGCUAAAUUAUUACGAGGCCCAAAGGCUCUGUGAAAUAAACAGAGCCACUCUCGCUACAUACGACCAGCUGUUUGCAGCAUGGGAAGUCGGUCUUGAAUUGUGCCUGUAAGUUCUGUUUGAAAGCUUUGGCUUUUUCGUUUUAUACGUACGUUUUCAUUUUAGUCAUCAAUGCUAUUAGCACUCUCACCUAACUCCAACUGCUGCCUAUGAUAAAUAAAAUGGAAUAUCUGACAUAUUAUAGUUAUUUGUGGGGAAGUUGCAGAAAUAUUUUAGGUAGAAAAAUUGCCAGCAAUUGAAUAGGAAACGAAAAUAAACAAACCGGCGGAAUUUUACUGGCUUAAUUUCCUAUUUUCUGCUUGUAUUCUGUCUGAAAUAAAAUUAUUUUUCUCUCUACUAAAUGCCUAACCUCCGCAAUGUGUACGUAAUCAUCAUCUUAGUGUCAGUGGAAGUGACGAGGAUGCACCAUUACUCAGUGUUGUUUCGUCUAGACUCAGUCAAGUUACUCCUUUCAUUGCUAUUGCUCAACUGAAUUUUAUUAAAGAAUCAAAAAGCUAUAUUCACAAUACAAUACUAGGAAUCAGUAAUACUACUUUUACAUAGGAAUGUACUUUUACAAUCAUGUACCGAUCGUGUCUUACAGGAUUUAGCGUGACUAUAGUAACGCUUAGGUAACGCAAUACACUACACUCAGAAUGAUUAAUUGAUAAACAUAGUUCCUUAAUCGUUCAUUAUGUUGCAGAUACGGAUGGCUUAAUGAUGGAACCCGACGCUAUCCAAUGCAAAAUGUACAUGAUAAGUGUGGAAAGAAGUUAGGCAUCGUAGGAAGCAAUACACCUCAAAACAAAAGUAAAAAGAGCAAUGCUUGGUGCUGGAAAGGUUGACAAUUGGUAGUUGACAAACUCUGGAC
This is a messenger RNA of Pocillopora meandrina, 3560 nucleotides long. The record is from the annotation of a GenBank genome assembly. NCBI's taxonomy places the organism in Eukaryota, Metazoa, Cnidaria, Anthozoa, Scleractinia, Pocilloporidae.